UUACUUUUUCUCUUUCUCCCUCUCUCUCUCUCUCUCUCUCUCUCUCUCUCCCUCUUUCUCUAUUGUGUAUUUACAAAAGAUCGGCAAUGUGAUUAAAAAAAUGAAAAAAAUUCGAAGAGGAACGAUCGUUGACAAAAUCGUUGACCUCGAGUGAUCAAACGCAAAGGAUACCAUUAUGAAAGAGUGCAAAGUAUCGGAUAUUAAAUCGCUUUGAAUAUCGUAAAAUGGAAUUGUUUAUUAACGGUGGAACGACAAGGACGAAGAUCAAUUUUUAACAUUUCGUCAGGAUGACGGAGAAACGUUUAUCGUUGGGCAUCAACGUUAGUAUCCUUCUGAUUCUCACGAUAUUCGGUAUUUUAUUGUCUCUACCGUUAAAAUUACUCUUGUAUACGAAUUACGAUGCCCAAAGUCACGAAAAUGACAGUGAUAACGAUAUCGGUAUAUUGUCGGCCGAGGCGAAGAACAAGGAGAUGUUAGAAUUGUUGAUCGAUUAUAGAAAAUUGAAACGGUGCAGAAGACAUCGUUACGAGGAUCAGAUAAAAUCGAUCUUUUACAGCGAUUACGACCAAAACUGUACGUACGUAAAAGUUCCGACGAAAGAGGAAGAGGAAACGACGGACGAUUCGUUUCUACCGAUCAACGAGGUGGUGCUAAAGGUGAAUAAGAGAGUGGAGGAGAAGAAGGUGGUGAAGGAGGAGGGUAAAGUGAAGGAGAAAGAAGACGUGAAGAACAGUGAAGAAGAGGAGUCGCAGGAAUCGAAGGAAAUCGUUGUUGCAGGACACAUACUCGUGACGAUGCUCCUCGUUUCAGCGAUCGCAGCUUUGGUCGAAGUACUUCGGAUUAGAUUCUCCAAGGACAAGAAUAAGGAUACUUCGUCGAGAGGUAACAUCGUUUCAAGAAAAAGCUCCACCAUUGAUCUUCCGAUUCAAAGGCGCUUCUUUCCAAGAGAGCCAAUGAAGAGUCAAAGAUCCUUCGAAUUGUUAGGAAUGCAUCGAUCUUCUUUGCACCUCUUGGGUGAACGACCAGCCCCGCUUAUUCGACGUUCUUCCUUUCCAACGCAUCAGGCUAACAAUAAACGAUCAGCUCCAUCGGCCACUGGCACGCCAAAUAUACGAAUGUCACGACGUCAAUCGGCCGAGUCCGAGGAAGAAAUCGGAGUACUUAUCACCGCUCUUCAUCAUCGUACACGUUUGAUCCGUCGCCAUUAAGGUCUUUUAUGCACGACGCACAACGAUCAUAUCCAGGACCGUUUAUCAAAUCCAAGCUAUAUACAUAUAUAUACAUAUACAUAUAUAUAUAUUUAUGUGUAUAUAUAUACACACACAUACACACACACACACACACACACACACACACACACACGCUUCGAAUUAAGGCCCAUCCAUGGAGACAAACUUUUACGUGAAACGUAUCAUUUCUUAUUGGGAAGAAUCUGACUGCCGUUUGCAUCUGAAACUGUGUAUCAUAUCAUACGUAUAAAACGAAUUUACUUAUUUACGUCCGUACUUACUCCAAAUGGAAUUUUUAAUUGUUUUCAUCUACGAUUGUGUAAGAUCAUUUAUUAUUGCAUCUAUGUUAAAAAGAAAAUACUUUAUAUUUCCUUUCCUUUCAUUUAAUUUCGUAGUUAAUUGUGGCGUUACGUUUUUAGCAGACGGACUACGUAUAUCGCUAAAAAAAAAAAAAAAAAAAAAAAAAAGAAAAAGAAAAAGAAACAUGUCGAUGAAGUUCAACGUCAAAAAAACGAAUUGUUUACGUUCAAUUCGAAGUAAUGUAAUCUUACUUGACGAAAGGAUAUAAAUAUGUCUGUGUAAGAGGGAACAGUGAGACAUAAAAAAAGAAAAGAAAUGAAAAGAAAAGAAAAGAAAGAAGUAUAUUUUAGAGAACUAACGAGUUAGGACAUAUUUUGGUAAUAAUAAAAAAAAAGAAAAAAAAAAAAAGAAAGAGAAAGAACAAUCGUUAUAUCCCUCCGUUAGGAGAUACUUGGACCGUCUAACCCUGUGAUCUUCGUCGUUCUUCAUGUGAUACAUAAAAUGUUAAUUAUAGUUUACGAAAUAUAUAUAUAUAUAUAUACAUACACAUGAA
Molecule: messenger RNA, 2082 nt
Organism: Vespula pensylvanica (western yellowjacket)
Lineage: Eukaryota; Metazoa; Arthropoda; Insecta; Hymenoptera; Vespidae
Exons: 5
Coding region: 288-1208 (306 amino acids)
Source: RefSeq, a predicted model, not a curated record